AUUUUCAAUAAUGUGAUCCCUUCUCCGUUGUUAAUCUUAGUUUAUAACCAAGAAAAAAGAUUUGUGGAAGCUCAAAUGCCGUAUCCAAAACACCAACAGACUCCCUUCACCGAGAAAUUGGAUUUAUCAUCCAAAAUUUAAUGAAACUGUCAAGACCAUUUUCGUCCACCUCCUUCCCUCUCCAAAAAGCAGCUCCAUACUUGAACAGUUCAAACUCCAUUGCGUCCGCCAAAGAGCUUCAUGCUCAUCUCAUCAGAACUCAAAAAUAUUCCGACCCUUUUGCUAUUUCACACGUUAUUAGAUUAUACUCUCUUUUUCCGACGUCUCUACACAAAGCCCUUGUUGCUUUUAAUCAAACUGAACGACCAACAUUGCCAAUUUGGAAUUACAUGAUUCGUGGUUUGUCUAAGAGUGAUCGACCCAUUGAAGCACUCCACAUGUAUGUCAGAAUGCGUCAACAAGGAUUCCCUGGAAAUAACCUCACUUUCAUUUUCAUCUUUAAGGCUUGUGUACAGCUUUCCGAUAUUGUACUUGGACAGGCAGUUCAUGUUAAUGUUCUGAAACUUGGGUAUCAGUCCUACUUGUAUGUGUGUAAUGCUUUGAUUUAUACGUAUGGUUCGUGUGGUGAUCUAGUUGGUGCUGGAAAGGUGUUUGAUCGAAUGUCUGAGAGAGACUUAGUAUCAUGGAACUCAUUGAUUUGUGGGUAUAGUCAAUGUUAUAAAUAUCAUGAAGUAUUGGGUCUUUUUGCUUCUAUGCAGGCAGAAAAUGUGAAGGCGGACGCAGUGACAUUGGUGAAAGUAGUGCUAGCUUGUAGCUAUUUAGGGGAUUUUGACACGGCGGAUUUUGUGGCGAAGUAUAUAAGGGAUAGUUGUGUGAGAAUUGAUGUAUACUUGGGGAAUACAUUGAUUGAUAUGUAUGGUAGGCGUGGAUUAGUUAUCUUAGCUGAUGAAGUUUUUACUAAGAUGAAGGAGAAAAAUGUGGUUUCAUGGAAUGCCAUGAUAAUGGGGUAUGCUAAAGCAGGGGAUUUAAUGGCUGCACGGAAACUUUUUGAUAAGAUGCCCAACAGAGAUGUCAUUUCUUGGACUUCUAUGAUCACAGGAUAUUGCCAAGCUAAUCGAUUUUCAGAUGCUAUUGCACUUUUCCAAGAAAUGAUGGCAAUUAAGGUUAAGCCUGAUGAAGUCACAGUCGCUAGUGUGCUUUCUGCUUGUGCACAUUUAGGUAUAUUUGAUGUGGGUAAGGCAGUACAUGAAUAUGUUCAUCAGCAUGACAUUAAAAUGGAUAUUUACGUGGGGAAUGCACUGGUGGAUAUGUACUGCAAAUGUGGAUCCGUUAAUACAGCCUUGGAAGUGUUUUUGAGCAUGAGCAAAAAGGAUACUGUUUCUUGGACUUCAAUGAUCUCUGGCCUUGCAGUGAAUGGCUUUCAUGAUAAUGCUAUUCAGCUCUUCUCGCAGAUGUUAGGAGAAGGUUGUAAGCCAACUCAUGGUACUUUUGUUGGCGUACUACUUGCUUGUGCUCAUGCAGGUUUGGUGGACAAAGGUUUGGAAUACUUCGAGAGCAUGAAAAAACGUCACGGAUUGGUCCCAGAAAUGAAGCAUUAUGGAUGUGUUGUUGAUUUGUUGUGCCGAUCUGGUAAUUUAAAUAGAGCAUUUGAGUUUCUAAAUCUUAUGCCUAUGGUGGCAGAUGUGGUUUUGUGGAGAAUGUUGCUUAGUGCUUGUAAACUUCACGGUAAUGUGGUUCUUGCUGAAAUCGCUGCGAACAAACUUCUUCAAUUAGAUCCUGAUAAUGGUGGUAAUUAUGUUCUGUCAUCAAGCACUUACGCCACUGCAGAGAGAUGGGACGAUGCAAUGAAAAUAAGACGAUUGAUGGAUGAGGGCGCAGUACAGAGGCCACUAGGCUGGAGUUCAAUUGAAGUAGAUGCGUCUAGCAUUCAAUGAACCAUGUCUUGAAAAUGUAAAGUACCUGAAACAAAGGCUUCCUUCACAUGGUACUAUUUGCAUAGAUUAUCACGAUAUCCAGCAUACCAGUUACGUGAAACUGAAGUGAAUAUCAUGUGCCCUUUUGUAUAAAGAAAAGCUUAGUAUGAGUUGCCAACUUACGCAUGAGUUUGGUUGACUCUUCUUCAGCACUAUAAAGAUGAAGGUCCCAAUAAGGAUACAGGUUGCUGUUAGACACCUAAAGAACAUAUUAAAUUUGAUCGUGAAGUACAAAAUUGUAUUUAUGAUCUCUUCUUCCUUGGGGUAUAGAUGGUUGUUGUAACUAGUACGUGUUAUAUUUACCAGUCUUCUGCUCUUUGUAUUUUUAAAACUCAAGUUACUAUUGCCUCUGUGCUGCAUCUAGCAUUUUAAAAUUGGAGUGAUGAUCGGAGGCUCAGAACAUAGUGCUUAGAAGACUUCGAAUGUAGCUUUAGCAGCAGAAUUGCAAGGAUUAAGCUUCCAUCUGGAUCCAAGAAGAUUGUGCCCAGUGGAUGUCGAGCCAUGAUUGGUCAGGUUGCCGGUGGAGGAA
Molecule: messenger RNA, 2502 nt
Organism: Solanum lycopersicum (tomato)
Lineage: Eukaryota; Viridiplantae; Streptophyta; Magnoliopsida; Solanales; Solanaceae
Product: pentatricopeptide repeat-containing protein At2g22410, mitochondrial-like
Molecular function (GO): protein binding
Source: RefSeq, a predicted model, not a curated record